Molecule: messenger RNA, 897 nt
Organism: Dibothriocephalus latus
Lineage: Eukaryota; Metazoa; Platyhelminthes; Cestoda; Diphyllobothriidea; Diphyllobothriidae
Source: the annotation of a GenBank genome assembly
AUGAUCCGAGUGAUCGUUCAAGACUGUCACGCGAGGCUUCGCAAGUUUCGUCAGAGGAUCAAAGAAGAGAAGGCAAAAUGCCUUGAGUGCAUAGGCGAGAAUACUAAACAACUUCUCCAGCAGAGGGUGGCCAAACGAGCCCACGAACACAAAACGAAGCGAGAAGCAGCACUUGCAGUUAAGUUUCGCAAGCUGCUUCAUUCAAUGUCCUUCAAAGAUGACAAGCUGGUGCAAAACCUGUCAUCCAAGGAGCUGACAGAUGAACACAUGCAGGUGUUAAGGCAUGAAGCCUCAUUCAACACAACUGAUGCCGGGCCUGCUAACAUGGUUGCUGCAGUUGAAUCAAUUCUCAGCCAAACAGAAGCGAUGGACGUAGCGAAGAACCUUAUACGGCACCAGGUGUCGUCCCUCCUCAUGGCACAUCGACCACGCGACGCUCUCUCCAAGGUCGAACGUAAGGCACCUAAAGAACUCAGAGCCGACAAUGACCUCGUUAUUGUGCCGGCGGACAAGGGGUGGUCCACUGUCAUUGGACAGGACCGACUACAAUUACAAAGCUCAAAAUCUGUUAGACGAUCGUCAGUCCUACGUCACAUGCAAAUCCAACCUUAUAAAAACGCUGACACGCGAGCUCAACACAAGGCUGUUGGCGAUGGAGAACUCAGGUGGAAUAUCGCCAAUCGACUGGCGCAUGGCAAGAGCGCAAGAACCGGCCCUGGUCCGCUUCUAUGGUCUCCCGAAGGUGCACUAAGUAGGCGCAUCCCUCCGGCCAAUUGUAUCGCUCAAAGGAACUCAAUCCUACGGACUGGCAAUGUGGCUGUUCCGACGGCUCAAAUUCCUGACCACUCAUUUAGACACAACAGUCAGGUCAUCAACGCAAUUUCUGGAGAAACUUAA